Molecule: messenger RNA, 931 nt
Organism: Triplophysa rosa
Lineage: Eukaryota; Metazoa; Chordata; Actinopteri; Cypriniformes; Nemacheilidae
Gene: lg7h1orf74
Product: linkage group 7 C1orf74 homolog
Exons: 1
Coding region: 1-819 (272 amino acids)
Source: RefSeq, a predicted model, not a curated record
AUGUUGUCCUACUUUGGUAUCCAACAAACAAUGGUUGCCUCGAUUUCUACUCUCGUCGCUGCUGCACAGAAGUUGUUGUGUGUUGGUAGGAAACGUUUAUCUUCGUCGAAAUGUCUUAAUUUGACCGUUCAACUAAUGGCUGUGGAUCUGGGCGUCAAACAUGCUCUGCUGUACGACUGUAAUGCAGCAUCACCAGAGCAAGUCUAUCUAUUCCUUAAUUCACUACCGGAUCUUGGCAUUAUAACCAACGAACUUCGAAUGUUCUCCAUAGACGACAACAUCAUCAUUUUUAACCCUGCUACAAUGGAGUCCCACCUGGAUGAACUGCUUCAAAACAAAAGUCUCUUUCUUAUUGACGUAUCCCCCUCUAGAAAACAACAUGUCUUGACUGGUAUUGAGAAAAGAACCGAAGAUAUGAUCAGAUCUAUUUUAGGGUUAUUCAGGAAUGAAGUGGAUGAAAGCUCCUCAGUCAUUGUGGUGGAAGAAAAGGUGUAUAAUGAGUGGAACUUGUGCACUCUCUUUGGAAUCCUGUUGGGUUAUCCUGCCACUUACUGGUUUGACCAAACCAAAGGAUUUGGAAACUGCUUGUCUAUGACACCAUUGACACUGAGCACAGUUCAAGUCAAGUGGGAGAUAAAUGACAUCAAACAUUGCUGUUGUCUGUACUCAUUCAGUAUUCCUGAGGAACUGUGGGUGGAAUUAGAAAGUCGUAUGAAGUGGUGGAUUGAGUGUCUGAGAGAGCGAUUUAAAAAACAGACAGUUUUGACUGACCUUUGCUUUUCUAGGGAAACUGUCUCUUUACCUGCUGUGACACUUUAACCAGUUUUUUAACAUACAUAAAAUACAUAGUUAUAAUACAGUCCUAUAAUAAACAUUUUUGCUAAAUUGUCACCUAAUCAUUGCUUGUUUGUAUAAAGGAUGCUGACCGUCU